AUGUAUUCAAUAAUUCGAAAUAAUGUUGCUCGAGUACUUCAACGAGAUUUAACAUCAAUCCUUGGUUUUUUAUCUCGUUCAACGACAACUAACACGACAUCCCCAUCAAUUGAAACACGAAAAGUUGAUGAUAAUUCAACAAAAUCUGAUUCACAAUCGUCAGAUAUAACUAAAACAACUGAUGUAAAAGUUCCAUGGAAAGCAAAUGUAAUUGAAAUGCCAGUUGCUAUGAGUUCACAAUAUAUAAUUGAUAAUUUUCGUGAACAUCGUGAAAGUGGUUUUUAUUAUGAUCAUAGAAUUAUAAUACCUAAAAUGCCAGAAAAAUAUACAGUUAAACCAUUUGAAACACGGAAAACUGGUGGAAAUCAUCCUGAUACUGGUCGAAAAGAAUAUCGUCGAGUAGGUGGUGGUUUAAAAAAGACUUGGUUAUGGAUCGAUACUAUGAGACAAGGACCAAAAAGUGGUCCACCAUUAGUUGAACGUGUUAUUCGUAUUAUGAAUAGUGAUUGUCAUACAGCUAAAGUUGCUUUAAUUGGACAUGGUAAUACUCCUCGAUAUAUAUUAGCUACUGAAAAUCUUAAAGUUGGUGAUCUUGUUAAAACAUCUGGUGAAAUACCAAAAAAUCCCGUAAAAGCAAGUGAAGGUGAUGCAUAUCCAGUUGGUGC
Messenger RNA from Rotaria sordida, 665 nucleotides. The record is from the annotation of a GenBank genome assembly. Lineage: Eukaryota; Metazoa; Rotifera; Eurotatoria; Philodinida; Philodinidae.